Messenger RNA from Colletotrichum karsti, 4647 nucleotides. Its product is annotated as nuclear pore complex subunit. NCBI's taxonomy places the organism in Eukaryota, Fungi, Ascomycota, Sordariomycetes, Glomerellales, Glomerellaceae. Gene Ontology annotation, biological process: protein import into nucleus; RNA export from nucleus. Gene Ontology annotation, molecular function: protein binding; structural constituent of nuclear pore. Gene Ontology annotation, cellular component: nuclear pore. The transcript has 3 exons. The record is from RefSeq and is a predicted model, not a curated record. Bases 1 to 4647 code for a protein of 1548 amino acids.
AUGGCUUUCGGCUUCUCAAACCAAGGAAACGCCAUGCUCGGGAGCACGGCCGGAGGCGGAGGACUGAAUCAAGGCCCCGAGCUGGAGGUGAUCCAGACCGAGGCGCUUGGUUUCAAAUCGAUUGCGGGAGACGCGAAGCUCCGCCUCACGUCCGCAUGGUCCCCAGCCCCCGCCGACACGGCCUCCCUCCUCAGCAUCGCCCCCCGCCGGGGACUCGUCGCCGCCGCCGGCCCCGAUGGCAUCGCGAUCGCCUCGACCGAAUCCGUGCGCAAGGGCUUCGAGGCCGAGAACAAGGAGAGCGAUGCCUCCGACGUCCGCGCCUUCCAGCCCCAGGUCAAGCUGCCCAUGCCCAUGAGGGUGUCGCAGCUGGCUUUCAGCGCCGACGAGAACUACCUGAUACUCUCCGCCGAGAGCGGUGGCGGCCUGGCUGUCUAUGAGACGCAGAGCCUGCUCAACGGCGGCACGCAAGCUGCGUUCGAGAUUGCGACGAACGGCGAGACGCUGAGGGCGCUCGUACCGAAUCCCACCAUCGAGAAGGCCGAACUGGUUGCCAUUGUGACGAAUAACGGGAACCUCCACAUCGCGAACCUGAACGAGAGAAAUAUUAGCCAGGCCUUGAAGACGCAGGUCAGCUGUUUGAGCUGGAGUACCAAGGGGAAGCAGCUGGUCGCGGGCUUGGCGGAUGGUAGCAUCUCACAGAUGACCCCUGAGGGCGAAGAGAAGGGUCAAAUCCCGCGGCCACCAAGCGUGAACAACGCCCACGUAUCUUCUCUGAGCUGGUUGGAGAACCAUCUCUUCCUCGCCAUUCACACAUCAACGUCUGAAACUCCCCCAACAUCAGUAUACCACAUGAUCACCAGAAAGCUCCCAUCCGAUUUCACCUUCCAAAAGGUUGCAGACCCCGUUGACCCAUUCGGCGCAGAGAAAACGCCUCACCACUCAAUAUUGCGACUGAAGGACUUCCCUCCCAACCUUACGGAUCUGCUGAUCGUCGCAUCCACGGCAUCCCCUGAUAUCGGCCUCCUUAGCCGAUCCAAGAAAGCCCUGGCCGCUGACAAGCCAGCAGAGACUAUUGAAAAUGUCUUCACAACUACCGAAUUGCUUGACGACUCUAAGCGUGCGUCUCUACCUAUGACUGAGGACUUCGAGAACACAAUACCAAUCGGCGUGGCUCUCGAUCUGUCGAGCAAGGACAAGGUGUACAAGCCACUGCCCGCAGACGAGGAGAUUGAGGAUUCGCCUGGCCCAGUACCAGGCUUCUGGGUUCUCAACCAUGAGGGUGUUUUGAGCUCCUGGUGGGUAAUCUACGAAGACUCCAUCAGAGGAGGCACCACGUACCCCGGUAUGGCUGUUCUUGAUACAUCUACUCCCGCACCUGCGCCCGCACCUGCACCCGCACCAUCAACGCCGGCGGCAACUCCGGCUGCUGCCUCACCUUUCGGGGGAUCUUCGAAACCAGCGCCGUUCGGCUCUGCUCAGACCUCUUCACCAGCCUUUGGCGCCCCAUCUGCUUUGGGCGGAAGUGCCCCCCAAAACCCCUUUAGUUCUGGCUCCGGCGGCUCUACCGCGUUUGGUGGCACAUCUGCUCUGGGUGCUAAAAGCUCGCCGUGGGGCACCUCAAAUACCAGCAACUCUGCAGCCGCGGCACCAUCUUCUGGUUCGACGUUUGGAAGCAAUGCCUUUGGCAACAACACCUCUGCUUCGUCGCCUUUUGCACAAACUUCCGCCCCGAAGUCUACUUUUGGAAGCGGUGGUGCAUUUGGAAGUGGCAGCGCUCUGGGCAGCACCCCUGCUGCUUCUUCUGGCCCGGCCUUCGGACAAGCUUCGUCUAUCGGUUUCGGCCAGUCUUCCUCGCUCGGUGGAGCCAAGUCUCCUUGGGCGACGGCCACGUCCGGCUCAGGAACUACGGGAUCGGCGUUCGGCCAAGCCAGCACCCUCGGCUCUGCUGGUAAGGGUGCAUUCGGUAGCGGGACAACUCAAAGCUCUGCGACUGGGUCUUCGUCUGGGGGUUUUGCCAGCUUCGCGAGCUCUGGCGGUUUUGCUUCGCUCGGCAAGACUUCCAAUGAGGGCGGCAGUGUAUUCGGAAGCAAACCCGCCUCGUCAAGUCCCUUCGGUUCGGGUGCUUCGCCGUUCUCAACAAACAAGGAUACCGCAUUCCCGCCCCCAAGUCAAAAGCCCGCAAGCAGCGGAGGGGUCAACCCGUUUGCUGGUCAGCCAUUCAAGUUGGAAAGUAGCUUCAAGCCAGACCCUUCGGCAAGGGACGACGACGUUGACGUUGAUGAAAAGCCUGCCAGCGGUGGUGGCUCAUUCUUCGGCGGGGGCUUCGGCUCUGCACUUGGAGAUGCCGCCAAGCAGACAACGCCAACCAAGGAACAAAGCAUGGACACAAGCGAAGAGACGCCCAAACCCAAAUCUGUUUUCGAUCUGCCAUCCACGACUCCGAAAGAAACCCCGGCGCCCAGCAAAGGGCUGUUUGGCUUCGGGACUGCACCGCAAAACGGUCGGAGUCUAUUCUCUAAACCCUCGCCGAAGUCCUCAACGUCAGGCUUCUCGGGCUUCAAGCUGGAGCCCCAGGAGAAGAAUGUCAACGAUGUUCCCCUGCCUCCUGACUCAACAAGCAGGGUAGAAUACCCCCUUGGAGAAUCGUCGUCGUCCUCAGGCGGGGCAAGUAAGGCUUCCCCGAAACCUGCCGAGGCGCCGCUGCCUCCAGACUUCAUGUCGACCCCGAAGGCCACUCAACCGAAGCCUACCAGUGCCCCCCUCCCUCCGGAUUUCCUCAAGCCCUCCAAGCCUAAGGAGGGAAGCGCACCUGUGGCGGAUGACGCUCCGCUGCCUCCUGAUUUCCUCACUACUCCUAAGCCCAACAACUCGGCAGUAUCAACAACACCACCCACCGCGCUUCCCUUGCCCGCCGAGGAGAAGCCGAAGCAAACGGCGCCGGCAGCGCUUCCUGACUUCCCCAAGAUGCCUAAGCAGUCUCUGACACAAGCAACUUGGUCUUCUACUCCAGUCAGUGAAACACCUGCGAAGGAGCCGGAAGCCGCACCGCUGCCGCCAGACUUCCUCACCAAGCCCAAAACGCCCCUCUUCCCCGCUAUUCCCACUGUUCCGGAUAGUGAGCAGGACAGUGACUCUGAGGAGGAUGAGGAAGAGGAUGGUGGCUCUGAGGGCAGCGGUGUCGAUGUUGCCAAAGACUUGAGCCCGUCUAUCGUGGCCAUGACGCCCAAUGCCGGGUUGACUCCUCAAAGCUCAUUCGGUGGCGUUAGCAGUAGCACCUACUCUAUCCCGCGCACAGAAGAGGAGAGGCCACGUCACUCGCUCUUUGGCAACAACGUACCAGCACUUCCCCGACCUUCGCAAACCAGCCCGCGGUCUCCCAGCCCAGUUAGGGCUGCAAUUCCAGGACGCCUUCGUCAAGAAUCAAGCCGUUCGGUUAGCGCCCCCGGCUUCGGCUCGAUUUUGGGUGCGCAGAAGAAACAACCUUCCAACGUGGGCAUGUCCAUCAUCGGCUCCAAGUCUGGAGAAGACCCCUUCAUCCAGCAGCAAAGAAUUGCUCGCCAGAGGCGACAGGCCGAGGAAACGAGAACGCUUGAGGAUGAGGAAGAUGACGAGAUCCAGAAGAUUCUUAGUUCUAAGAUCGAACCCAGUCUCAAGCUGGAUGACUUCAUUGCGCACUCGAACGUGGUGCCAUCGGCGAAGGAGACCAUUCCUGCGCAGGUGGAAGCCGUCUACCGCGAUAUCAACUCCAUGAUCGACACUCUCGGUCUGAACGCCCGGUCACUGGCCAGCUUCAUCAUUGGACACGACGUUGGCUUCAAGGACGGCGGCCGUCGCAAGGAGGACCUCGAGAACCCCGAAAGCUGGGUCCUCUCGGAGAUCGACGAGCUCGGCGAAGUUAUUGACAGAUCACUUGCCCGCGAACUGGAGUACGGCCGUGUCCAAAACGUGGAAGAGAAGUUGGAGGCCUGUAACGAGCUUGCUCGCGAAAUGUCACGUCUUCGGUCUAAGCAGGAUGACGUGAAGAAGCUUAUCAUGGUCAAGCUUGACCCCGACCAGGCCGACAUCAGCCGCUCGCUGCCUUUGAGCGCCGAACAAGCUGCUCAACAGAAUGAGCUGCGCCGAGAGUACGCCAACUUCUCCAAGCUCCUGGCCGAGGCCGAGGAGGCCUUGACCCUCCUCAAGACCAAGCUCGCCACCGUCAGCAGCGCUUCCGGCAAGGGCAACUCCAACGUGCCCACAGUUGAGGCCGUCAUGCGCACCAUCAGCAAGAUGACCAGCAUGGUUGAGAAGCGCUCGGGCGAUAUCGACGUCCUCGAGAACCAGAUGCGCAAGCUGCGCUUCUCCUCGGUUAACAGCCGCGAGGGCUCUCCGAUGGUCACACCGCAGAAGAACCGAUCGCUCAUGUUCUCCCCCGAGCGCAUGGCCACGGCCUCUCCCGGCACCCUCCGCAACUCGCUCGUGUCCUCGGUCACGUCGUACGCUGGCGCCCGCGGCACGCCUCCCCGCAAGAAGCUCUCGGGCUUCAGCAAAGACGAGAAGUCGGAGCUGAUGGCGAAGCGGGCCAGGAGGCAGGCCGUGUUGAACAAGCUUAAGGCGAAUGUCGAGAGGAACGGCGUCACCGUGUGGACUAUGGACGAUGUCGAGUAA